UGCCGACCGAUGUUCGCAACUGGUAAUCCGCUGUUGUACAGAAGUCUCAGAUGUCACGCCUCUGUCGUGAUUUCGCUGUUUCAGACGUAAUUACGUCCACAAAUGAACAUUUUUGGGGAUCGACAACUUGUUAGAAGGUCUGGGGUAGUUAUUCACGCUGAAGAAGCCCUCCAGAGUAAAGUGGUUGCAUUGUAUUUCUCGGCGGGAUGGUGUCCACCUUGCAAUCAGUUUACGCCAGUUUUGGCGGAAUUUUACAACGAGCUUAAAGAGAACGAACUACCCUUCGAGAUUGUUUUUGUUUCAUCCGAUAAAACGGCAUCAGAUAUGGAGACAUACAUGAAAAAAUGUCAUGGUGAUUGGUUAGCUGUUCCAUUUGGAAGCGAAAUGAUUCAAGAGCUGAAGAAUCGUUACCAUGUCACAGCGAUUCCUAAGUUGAUUGUCGUGACAGAUGACGGAGAUGUCGUGACAGCGAUGGGAAGGAAAGAGGUAACUGAAAACGGACCCAAGUGUUUCACUCACUGGGCACACGCUAUCGCCAUAGCAAGAGGAGAAGUUGCUACAACUGUGACUAAAGCGAGUGGUCGCUUUACUGCCGGCUUUGAAUAAAUUGAAAAAAAAAAUAUUCAGUCAUAUAAAGAACCUUUUGAUAUGCUGUGUAAGACUCCUACAAUGGGCUACAUGGACUCAGGUCGUUUUUACUCGGACAUAAACCGAUGCAGGCAAUUCAUAUUCAAUUAGUGUGAUCAUAAAGUAGCAGCUUACAUAAUAUCAUUUAACUGAUUAAAGUCUCACCACUGUCAAAUUUAUAAACUCAAUACUUAUUUAUAAACUCGUAUGCAGAUCCUUCCGUGUAUGGCGGUGAAAGGUCUGGCUGUAGGCUAACUUGUAUAUCUGUA
Molecule: messenger RNA, 896 nt
Organism: Pocillopora verrucosa
Lineage: Eukaryota; Metazoa; Cnidaria; Anthozoa; Scleractinia; Pocilloporidae
Product: nucleoredoxin-like protein 2
Biological process (GO): photoreceptor cell maintenance; sensory perception
Source: RefSeq, a predicted model, not a curated record